UCGGCGUAGGUUCUCCAUAGUGACGCGCUACGCCAUCUUGCAUUCAGCGAGCGUCGAGCUCAGCAGAAACGCAGUUCGCGCUCCGCCGCUAUACCAAGUUACCAAGUGAAAUUUCGGAGAGAUGAACAGUCAGAGCUCCCGCAACGAAACGGCAGCCGCCGCGGUUAACGGCUCGGAUUCAACGGCGGCGGCUCCCCGAGACCGCAAAACCGGAGGCGGUGUUCUGAAAAGGCUGAAAUCGCGACGAAGUCAAGUGGACCGGCGACCUGUAACGGAGGAAGAGCUGCGGGCGCUGGGGAGAGACAUCACUCCGGAUGAAGUUUUGGGACUCCGCGCAGUCACUCGCGACUAUCUGUGUAAACCAGAGGACAACAUCUACAACAUUGACUUUACACGGUUUAAGAUCAGAGACCUGGAGACGGGAACGGUCCUUUUUGAGAUUGCCAAACCACCACACUGUGAUCUUGAUGAGGAGGAUGAGGAAAACGGAGAGGUUGACACCAGUGCCGGGCGCUUCGUCCGUUACCAGUUCACACCUGCGUUCCUUAAGUUAUGCACAGUCGGAGCCACGGUGGAGUUCACAGUUGGCGAUCGACCUGUUACCAAUUUCAGAAUGAUUGAGAGGCAUUAUUUUCAAGAUCGCCUCCUGAAGAGUUUCGACUUUGACUUUGGCUUCUGUAUCCCGAACAGCCGGAACACGUGUGAACAUAUUUACGAGUUUCCUCAGCUCCCAGAUGACCUCAUUCGAUUGAUGAUUGAGCACCCGUAUGAGACCAGAUCAGACAGUUUCUACUUUGUGGACAACAAACUCAUCAUGCACAACAAGGCAGACUACGCUUACAAUGGGGGCCAGUAGUGCCUCUUCAACAGGAAACCUGACGAUUGUUUGUUGGAGUGACCGUGUGGUUUUGCGUGGAAUGCAAAUACAGGACCGCCCCUCACUACCAGCUACACACGGUGUUGUCACCAGCAUUACGAUCUGGCACCAUCGACCCACCCAACUGGAAAUGACCUUCCCUCAGUGAAGUUCCUGCAUUCCAUAGACUGCACGCACUACUUGUGGGUUUGGCCAAAAAAAAGCGGAGCCUUUCUCCUCCGCCACACUCGACUAGCCGGAACUGAAGAAUUGUCCUGUCAUCCUGCUUUAGGGCGACUACAAUAGAGGAGUUUUUGUUUUGUAACUUUUGUUGUCUUACUUCCUGCACCCACCACCUUUUCUCCAGUUUUGUGAGAUUUUUAAAGCUCUGAAGUUUUGUUAACAAACUCAAUCUUGAUUAUCUGAAUGGGGUCUUUCUAAAUGUGCUAAAAUGAAGCAAUCCUGCCACAUAUAUCUUUGGUUAUUAAACAAAAAGAGGAGUUUUGCACCGAUUAGAUUUGCAGUUAAUGAUGAUCAUUAAAGUGAUAGAACGGAUAUUGCGGUAUAUUAUUGAGAGAGUUCUGUUUAUCAGAGCCAACACUAUUGCAACACUCUCAGACAUGUGAUCAGGGUUAGUAUGUCAAGUUAAAGAGGAUGUGAUCUGUUUUUUUAUGUGUGUGUGACCAUAACCCUAAACAGUUGCAGGUUUUUGUUUAACUACACUCCUGUUCAAAAGUUUGGAUUCAGUAAUAUUUGUAAUGUUUUUGGAAGAAGGCUUUUAUA
Molecule: messenger RNA, 1639 nt
Organism: Sinocyclocheilus rhinocerous
Lineage: Eukaryota; Metazoa; Chordata; Actinopteri; Cypriniformes; Cyprinidae
Gene: unc119b
Product: unc-119 lipid binding chaperone B
Exons: 5
Coding region: 122-856 (244 amino acids)
Biological process (GO): cilium assembly; nervous system development; lipoprotein transport
Cellular component (GO): cilium
Molecular function (GO): lipid binding
Source: RefSeq, a predicted model, not a curated record